GGUCCGUCUAUUCGGUCUGUUCAGUCUGUGGUGCGGUUGAGAGUGUGCUGGUCGGCCUGACGUGACUCCCCUUUGCAAGUGAGUGGCUGGAUCUCCGAGAUCCCUUUUUCCCGAAGUGACAGCGUCCUGCUUGCGUGGAAGCAUCCCAUCCCUCCCUCCAACCUACUCAUCCUCUUCGUCGUGGUCGGCGAGAAUCGUGGGAGCCUUGUCGGAUAGACACCCAUACAUACCCUCACAGUCCCACAAGUCGACGUAGAGCUCUCAUCUGCCUGUUCCGUUGCGUUUUGUCGCUCGUCCCGGUGGAUUUUGGAACUUGGAUCCAUCCUCUGAGCGAGCAUCAUGGCCAUGAAACGCCGUACCAACACCAAGAACCCGCCCAUGUUCAGCCAUGAGUUCGUGAUCCAGAACCACGCGGACAUCGUGGCCUGCGUGGCAAUGGUGUUCGUGGUGGGUCUCAUGUUCCAGGUCUCGUCGCCCUUGGCCUCGCUCUUCAUCGCCUUGCACCACAACGCCACGGUGCCCGUGCCCGUAGGUCCGAGUGGCGGGCAGACGAUGGAUAUGGUGUUUUAUACCAACGGCUGGAAAGACGUACCCGCCAUCUUCUUCUACCUGCUCAUUGCCGUGGUGAUGCACCAGAUUGUGCAGGAGUAUCUGCUGGACAAGAUCAAUCGGAAGCUCCACUUGUCCAAGAUCAAACACGCCAAGUUCAAUGAAUCCGGACAGCUGUUGAGCUUUUACCUCGUGUCCAUGGUCUGGGCGGUGGAUAUCAUCUGGCGCGAGAAUCUGUUCAGCAUCCGCUUGCUCUGGGAGGGUUACCCGCACGUGUACAUGACCUUCAUGUUCAAGUUCUUCUUCAUCGUGCAGAUCGCCUAUUGGCUCCACAUCUUCCCCGAGUUGUACUUCCAGAAGGUCAAACGUGAGGAUAUGGCCGCCCGCAUCCAGUAUGCCUCCCUCUACUUGGCUUUCAUCGUGGGGGCUUAUGUGUUCUCCUACACCCGGGUGGCUUUGUGCCUCUUGGUUUUGCAGUACGUGGUUGAGGCCCUCUUCCACGCCUCCCGUCUCUUGGCUUAUGCCGACAAGGGCGACGUGGCCCGCCCCUUAUACAAGUUGCACAACGGACUCUUCGUUUUGGGUCGCUUGGGCUCGAUCUCCUUGGCCGUGUUGACCUUCUGGUAAGGAUUGGCCUUGGCCCCGGCCGAUCGCCAGGUCAUCGACUUGAGUCAAGGUAACUUCAACACGUUCUUCUUCCGGCUGAACGCGUUGGUGGCCGUGUGUUUGCUCCAAGCUUGGCUCAUGUGGAACUUCAUCACGUUCCACCUCCGCCGGAAGCGCCAGAGUGGAUACGGAUCGAGCUCGGGAUCGGGCUUGACCAGCCGUCCCAAGAAGACCCAACAGGAGAAGGCCAAGCAGCGCAAGGAAAUGAAGGCCAAGAGCAAGGACCAAGAUGACACCCAAGAGGAACAGGAUGACUUGCCGGAAGUGGACCAGAACACCAAGAAGACCCUCAGACAGAGAAAGUAAAGAGUGGUGUUCGUGUGCCAACUUGAUAUCUCCCGCCUACCCCCUGAAUCGGAACCUAUAGGCAUCCGCUCGGAUGACCCCAACAGGAAGUGCAUUUAUCGUUCAAACGCCAGACAAAGAACCCGACACAUCUACGACAUCAACCCGCGCGCAAGAUAUGGUCAUACAUACGUCCUCCUUACCCGCUUUCUUUUGGGACUGCCCACCUUUCUGUCACCAUCUAUGACUCGCUUGUUUUUGAAGUGUUCCCCACCCUCUCCUGUUGUAGCGGAAACAGUUUCGCCUAAAUAUAUCCCCUCCUAUCGUUGGUCAAACUGACCGAAGAAAGAAUGAAAGAGAACCUUGCCAAAACCGACAAUAUUCGCCGAGCUCGCUCCAUUUGUCGCAUUUCUCUCGAAGAUAGCCCAAAUUCCUUGGUUUCUUUUAUUACUGAAAUUUUCCUCGUUCUUCAUCAAAAAUAACGGUGUUCUAUCGAUGUGAAAAAAGAAAAAUAUUUUUCCGAGUCGGACUUGUGUGUGCUUGUAUCAGAAUACUGUUAUUUUUGCCAACCCUCGUGUUCCUGUUUCCCUUUUCCUUCUUCUCCUUUGAUUAUCCUCUACAUAUUACAUGCAGUUCGUUUUCUUAAAAUAAAGUCGUUUACAAAACAAAAGUU
Tigriopus californicus is the source of this 2173-nucleotide messenger RNA. RefSeq names its product translocating chain-associated membrane protein 1-like 1 (gene TRAM). Gene Ontology annotation, cellular component: endoplasmic reticulum membrane. NCBI's taxonomy places the organism in Eukaryota, Metazoa, Arthropoda, Copepoda, Harpacticoida, Harpacticidae. Gene Ontology annotation, biological process: SRP-dependent cotranslational protein targeting to membrane, translocation; protein insertion into ER membrane. The transcript has a single exon. The record is from RefSeq and is a predicted model, not a curated record.